Alnus glutinosa is the source of this 1925-nucleotide messenger RNA. RefSeq lists its product as uncharacterized. Bases 106 to 1617 code for a protein of 503 amino acids. The record is from RefSeq and is a predicted model, not a curated record. Gene Ontology annotation, molecular function: zinc ion binding. The transcript is spliced from 16 exons. Gene Ontology annotation, cellular component: nucleus; cytoplasm. NCBI's taxonomy places the organism in Eukaryota, Viridiplantae, Streptophyta, Magnoliopsida, Fagales, Betulaceae.
UUGAGAAGCUUGUAGCCUUUUCGUGCCCAUUCUGAGUUGUUCUCCUAUAUUUAGCUCUUCUGCGACACAUAGACUGAGAUUUAGAGAGACAAACAAAGAGUAAAGAUGGAAGCUAACAUCAAGAAAGAGCAAAUCGUGGAUGUGAGGUCGGUGGUCGAAGCUGUCUCCGCAGACGACAGCGACGCUCCUCUUUACAAAGUCGAAAGCCUCUGUAUGCGUUGCGGCGAAAACGGGAUAACAAAGUUCUUGUUGACUUUAAUUCCCCAUUUUCGAAAGAUCUUGUUGUCGGCCUUUGAGUGUCCACAUUGUGAUGAGAGGAACAAUGAAGUUCAGUUUGCUGGUGAGAUUCAGCCCCGGGGAUGUUGCUACUAUCUGCAGGUCCCUUCAGGUGAUCCAAAGAUGCUUAACCGUCAAGUAGUGAAGUCUGAGUCUGCAACUAUUAAGAUUCCUGAAUUGGAUUUUGAAAUUCCUCCCGAGGCUCAGCGUGGAUCUCUGUCAACGGUGGAGGGGAUACUAGUACGUGCUGCAGAUGAGCUGCAGGCCCUUCAAGAAGAACGCAAGAAAGUGAAUCCUCAGACUGCUGAAGCGAUAGACCAGUUUUUGUUGAAACUGAAAGCUUGUGCAACUGGAGAUUCAUCUUUCACCUUCAUCCUGGAUGAUCCUGUUGGAAACAGCUUUAUUGAGAACCCGUUUUCUCCAUCCCCGGACCCAUCCUUGAUUAUCAAGUUCUAUGAGCGAACUCCAGAGCAACAAGUAUCACUGGGGUAUGUUGUGGACCCUUCACAGUCGGGAGACCACUGUGAUGGACCAUCAACAGAGGAAACAAGUGGUGUUUCAGACGAAGUCAAAAGAGAACCACACGGCUCAGUUGGAGCAACAGCUGCUCAUCGGGCCAUCGCUCAGAGUAAUAGUUCAGAUAUUGUGGAUACUAUGUUUAGGUACUCUGCACCAGAAGAAGUGAUGACUUUUCCAUCAACAUGUGGAACUUGUGCCACCAAGUGUGAGACGCGAAUGUUUGUUACCAAGAUUCCCUACUUCCAAGAAGUAAUUGUCAUGGCAUCCACUUGUGAUGCUUGUGGUUACCGCAAUUCUGAGUUGAAGCCUGGUGGGCGAAUUCCUGAAAAAGGAAAGAGAAUUGCCCUUACUGUGAAAGACAUUAGUGAUCUAAGCCGUGAUCUAAUAAAGUCGGAUACUGCAAGUGUGGAGGUCCCAGAGCUUGACUUGGAGUUGGCUAGUGGCACUUUGGGAGGAGUUGUUACAACUGUUGAAGGUUUGAUUACAAAAAUUAGUGAAAGUCUUGAGAGAGUACAUGGAUUUACGUUUGGAGAUAGUCUUGAUGAAUGUAAAAGGACCAAGUGGCAAGAGUUCAAAGCAAGGCUAAAUAAGCUUCUGAGUUUGGAAGAACCUUGGACCUUAAUACUAGAUGAUGCUUUAGCAAAUUCUUUUGUCGCACCAGUGACUGAGGAAAUCAAAGAUGACUGUCAGUUGACAUUUGAAGAAUACGAGAGAUCGUGGGAGCAGAAUGAGGAAUUGGGUCUGAAUGAUAUUGACACGUCUUCGGCUGAUGCUGCAUAUAUCUCAACUGAUACGAAAAUGGGGGAGAAAAAAGACGUAUGAGUAUGGUUUUUAGUAGGUUAAAACCAUGUUUAAUCCUCUUUUCGUAGGUUGAAUAUGAGUUUGGUUUUAAGUAGCAUCUUGAAUCCUAGCUCAUGUUUAACUAUAAAGUAUUAGUGUGCUGCCCUGCUGGCAGUUUUUUUUUUUUGUCACCCCAUUCAACUUCAUUAAAUUGUGAGCUUUGUAUUGUCCCCUCGCCUCAACCUGGAAGUGGCUGGAAUUGGAUAUGUUAUAGAGUGGAGAGAGAGAAAUCUAUAUCAUUUUGGUAUCCCCAUCAUUGCCAUACAAUGCAUUGAUCGAGUUAGAGUACA